AUCUCAACCAGCAACAUGCAGAGGACAAGCAUCCUAAUCUCGGCACUCUUUGCCCUUUCCGCCAUCACAGAGGCAGCUACUUACGGAAAUCAACAUCGACUUCCCACAACAGGACCCAUCCGCUUUCGACGCCAAGUGCUUGGUGGUUCUUUGGCCUCAAAUCCCGCUGGUGGCGCUGAUGCUCGAUUGGAUCUCAGCAAAGGUAUUGGCAAUCCCAAUCACAAUGUCGUGGGUCAGGUUUUUGCCGCUGGAAACACGCAAAGCGGUCCGGUCACCACUGGAGGAACUUUGGCCUACAAUAAUGCUGGACAUGGUGCCUCUCUGACCAAGACCCACACGCCCGGAGUAAAGGACGUCUUCCAACAGGAAGCCCACGCCAAUCUCUUCAACAACGGCAGACACAAUCUGGAUGCCAAAGUGUUUGCCUCGCAGAACAAACUUGCCAAUGGCUUUGAGUUCCAGCGCAAUGGAGCCGGACUAGACUACUCUCAUGUCAAUGGUCAUGGUGCCUCCUUGACCCACAGCAAUUUCCCAGGAAUCGGCCAACAGCUGGGUCUAGAUGGUCGGGCUAACCUUUGGUCCUCGCCUAAUCGUGCUACCACCUUGGAUCUGACGGGAUCGGCUAGCAAGUGGACAAGUGGACCGUUUGCUAACCAGAAGCCUAACUUUGGUGCUGGCCUGGGACUGUCUCAUCACUUCGGUUGAAUAAUAUGGUUAUAUCAGUAGAAAUUAAUUUAUUUAAAGCGAAAAUAAAACUAAAUUAAUCAUUAAAAA
Drosophila eugracilis is the source of this 774-nucleotide messenger RNA. Its product is annotated as attacin-B. Gene Ontology annotation, biological process: defense response to bacterium. Lineage: Eukaryota; Metazoa; Arthropoda; Insecta; Diptera; Drosophilidae. Gene Ontology annotation, cellular component: extracellular region. The transcript has 2 exons. Bases 16 to 705 code for a protein of 229 amino acids. The record is from RefSeq and is a predicted model, not a curated record.